GUUGCGGGAAAACUGAAGCGGAUGUUUCCUGUGUAGUGUCUUCUCUCAGUCACUAAUCAAGUGCCAAAAAUCACCAUGGAAACUCCAAAGGCUGCAGAUGUCAGAAAGGGGAUUUCAGUUCUUUGGGAAACCCUACAGUGCCCUAUAUGCUUGGAUUUAAUGACUGCACCUGUUUCUACUAAAUGUGACCACCAGUUUUGCAAAUUUUGUAUGAUGAAACUUUUAGACAACACAAAACAAAACUGCACAAAAUGUCCAGUGUGUAAAGCCAAGAUAACCAAAAGGAGCUUGCAGGAGAGCCCUGGAUUUCAAAGACUUGUUGCAGGAUUGCAGGAUAUGAUACAGGCAUAUGAACGUGACACUGGCACAAACUACUUCACGGGAAUGUCCCAGCAAAAAGAACUAUCAGUGGUCAAAGAUGCUAAAGCUACUAAAAAGCAUCAGGAUUUGCCAUCUGAAGAAACACCUGGAAAUGACCUUGAAAACGUGGGAACUAAUGAUGAGCUUCCAGAGUCCUACUCCUCAACUGUUGCAGCUCAGAAUGAUUUUGCCAGACUUAUGGGGCUUGAAGACUCCAGUCCUUUGACAACAGAAAAUGGAGGUCUGGAUAGUGGCCUUGGUGGAGCUGUACCCACAUCAGACAAGAAAAUCACAGGUAAUGUAGCUCCAGAUCCAACAGAAAUUGUACAAUUUGUGGAAGAUGCUGAAACAAUGCCCAAAAUUGAAGAAAAAAUGAGCCUUCUUGAUUCUGAGAAAGACAAUUUAUGCCUUUUGUUACUUGCAGACGAGACCGCCCAUCAACCUUUAAAAAAGUCUUCAAGGAAGAGGAAAAAGAAUGAGGAUUUGGAGCAGGAUAAGAUUCUUGAUGAGAAACAGAAGAAAAGUCUAGAAAAAGUCGCUGAGUGGCUAAUGAAAGUUCCAACGGAGGGAAGUCUUGAGUUUGAUAAACCAGAUGAAGACACAGACAACUCAGACAGCUGCUCUUCCACUUCAACAAUAGAUGUCAGACAACAUAAUAAUGAUGCGCAUGCUAAGAGAGGGGAUCGUGCUAAAGCUCUUGAAGAGCAGGUGUUUGGGGCUGUGUACAAACGAGAGCGAAGAGGAAACAGGACCAACUCUCCUCUGCGUAAUGUUUUUGCAGAAACAAAAGAAAUAGAGAAAACUGGAAAAGGUUCUAAAAUGGGGACCAAAAGACCUGAAAUGCCUGUUGAUUUUGAGAUGAAAACAAGCUCAGAGGAUGUAACACAAAGAGAUACUGAGGAAGAACAGCAAAUGACAGAAGAAGUAAAGGAUGCAAGCAGUGACUUUUUUAAAGAAGCAGACCUCUUUGAAGUCAUUGAAGGGAAAAAUGACAGAAACAAAAAUGAAGAAAAGUUGAAUAGCUUCCUAGAAAGUGACAGAAGUGAUAACAAAGAAGAGGAGUCCUGUCUAGUGCCUGAACUGGAACAACAGGGACCAAAAAGAAAGUUGAAGAAAAAGACCACUAACCUUGUGCAGCAGGUUGACAGCGAUUUACAAGAGCGGGAUAAGCCAGAAAUCACAGAGCAAAAGAAAACUGGCAGGAAGAAAAAAGUUGGCAAGCCUGCUCAAGUGCCGAAACCUCUUGUUCUGGUCGGAGCCCAAAAUGGAGAAAGCAGUCCCAUGGCUAGACCAAGGUCAGAGGAAGUUCAAGUUCAUAUUGAGAACUACCCAAGCAGUGAGGACCAAGAUGUACCUCUCAAAAGGAGUACAAGGAAAAGUCGAAGACUUCAAGACUUUGCUGAGGAAGUCCAGGAAGAUCACAAGAGAGCAAACUUGAGGAGAGUACCUGAAAAACAGAGCAGUGUUGGAAAGGAAUCUGAAGAUCCUAUCGAUAGAGCUUUGGAUGAUGAGGUAUCAUCUAAAAAUGGAAACGUAAAAAAAGUGUCUGAAAGAAAUGGAUGUAUUUACAAUCAAGAUUUAGAUGGGAUAGAAGAUAUGGAGACCAAUGAUAGGACUCCUGAUAUGAGACAAACAGAAGAGGUACCAAAUACUGAAACUGUAUGUGAAGGUAGCACUAGUGAUCAUGCUCAUGUGGUCCCAAACUCUGUAAGUCCAGACGAAGCCUCAGUAGUAGAACCAACACCUGUAAAAGACAACCCAACACAUAAAUUUCCAAACAGUACUCACUUAGAGAUCCCACCUUCGGAGUCUAAAUGCGCUGAAACAGAACUCGAGGAGGAUAAAAAUGACAGCGAACUCGACACAGAACAACUGCUCAGGAGCUUCAAAGCCACUAAGAGGAAGUCUUUCCACCUCGGCGGUCCGAAUGUAAAGAGAAACCGAAGUUUAGAGCAUAAAAUUGUUGAAGCUGAAGCAGAAGAGACCAAGAGCGUUGAAUCUGCGGAAAAUACUAUCCAAACAAAUUUGCCUGCAAACACCAAACAAGCAACAGUAAUAGACAAUGUAGACUCUUCUUGUAGCGAUUUGAUCCCCUCAUCUUACUCGCCCAAGCUGGCAAGAAAGACAGAGCAAGUGGUUGCCCAUGCCGCCAUUCUUGAUGGUAUUUGUUCAGGACAAAACCAUUCCGAUGACGACUUUGUUUCCAUGAACAGUGUCAGCAGCGUUCUUCCUCCAAAUAAAGAGUCAGAACAUGAAAUUGUAAGUCAGAAUCUUUCUGUUGUGCCGCAAAUUGUGGACUCAGGGCUGUGCUACACAGCAAUUGAACAGGAAUUGCCAAAUGAGGCCCCAAAGAAUUCUCAAACCAUGGAGGAUCAGCUUGAAUGUAACAGGAGAAAUGGUGGACAAGCUGAAGACGUAUCAGACAGUAUUUCAGUUCCAAAUGGGAAGAAAACGGUCAACACUGCUGAAAAUCUCUUAAACACAGAGUCCUCUUUAACUCCCGAAGGUCUUGGAAUACCAGCUGCUCAGGUCGACAGUGAAAGAAAGUCGAACAACUGUAGUGGGAGUGGGGAACUCAGCGCCCAAUCCUCUGUUAAGAACAGGAAGAGGAGAAGAACCCAGAAGCUCGAGUCUGAGUCUGAGUCAGACUGCAGUGGAGAGGAUUUGCCAGCCUUAAAAGACAUUUUAGGAUCAUCAGCUCCCCCCAGUGUUACCAACAAGGACUCAAAUAAAGAGGAUCCUCCAGCUGAAGAAGAGUUGAGCCGACCGCCUGCCUGCAUCAGCCCUGAUCGUAUAAAUUCCAGCCAAGGAUCGGAGGACUUGUUUGGGACGCCAGAAGAAUGUGAUGUCCCUGCAAAUGAUCUCAAUGUUUCUGUGGAAUCAUCACAAUUCUCCAGUGAAGUUCUUGUAACACAGCAAAAGAUCGAAAUGCAGAAGGAGUUGGUGCGGUUGGAGAAGUUGAUGGCUCUGGUGUCAGAGGUGCUUCAGGAGAAAGAGGGCACUCCUGCAAAAGAAGUUCAUCAGAGCAGUAAACCCACAGGCUCUGAUGCCCACAGAUCCCUCCCAGCUGACCAGAACUCAGGACAAGGUUCAGACCAGAAAAUGGUUCAACAAGCACAAAGGGAGCCAAGCACAGGAACACCCGAUGGCAAAGUUGUGACCCAGCCCACAGUGUCACAGCAUGGCAGCGCUGUAGAAACCACAGCACAGGGCUCCACACACACAUUGCCAAUUGCAAAAGGCACUGGAGCCUUCAAAACACCUAUUACAAGUUCAACAGCCAAAACAUUGAAGAACAAGACAUCUCCAUCAGAGGACAAAGAAAACAGCUCUCCUCCGAGAGAAAGAAGCAAAGCCACUAUGGUGCUGGUGUCGUCUGGAUUAAGCCCCAGUGAACAGAUAAUGGUGAAAAAGUUUGCGAAAAGAGUUGGUGCUCGUGUGGUUUCCCAGGUAACACUAGAGGUGACCCAUAUCAUCAUGCACACAGAUGAACAUCUGGUCUGCGAGCGCACACUGAAGUAUUUCCUCGGCAUCGCAGGCAGGAAGUGGGUCGUUAGCUUCCAGUGGAUCUCAGAGUGCUUCAAGCAAAAGAAACUCUUAGACGAGGGCCUCUAUGAAGUCAGAGGUGACGUUGUGAACGGAGCAAACCACCAGGGCCCCAUGAGAGCCAGAACCACUGAUGACAAUGACCUGCUCAUGAAGGGCUACAAGAUCUGCUUCCAAGGGCCUUUCACAGACAUGACCACAGAUGAAAUGGAGUGGAUGGUGGAGCUCUGUGGAGCCACUGUAGUCAGAGAUCCACUUCAGUUGGACUGUAAACAGAAGUCUCAUCAGCUGAUCAUUGUGCAGCCGGGAUCAGAGUCAUCGUCAUCCACAUACAGCUGUCUCGCCAGACGAGCUGCAGUGGUGACACGUGGUUGGUUGUUGGAUACCGUGGCAACCUACACCCUCCAAAACUACAAUAAGUACACAGUAUAAGCAAGGGAACCAAAUCCGCCCAUACCCACAGCUGUUUAUCAUCUUCUCAUCAUCUAUUUUUACAACUUCAUUUUUAAUGUUUCACUCUGUAACUGAAGUGUCAUUCAUCUGUGUUGAUAUCUUAUAAACCCUUUCUGUGGUGUGUC
Messenger RNA from Cheilinus undulatus (humphead wrasse), 4484 nucleotides. RefSeq names its product breast cancer type 1 susceptibility protein-like. Gene Ontology annotation, molecular function: metal ion binding; ubiquitin-protein transferase activity. Gene Ontology annotation, cellular component: BRCA1-A complex; BRCA1-BARD1 complex; plasma membrane. The coding region runs from base 76 to 4338 and encodes 1420 amino acids. Gene Ontology annotation, biological process: chordate embryonic development; negative regulation of fatty acid biosynthetic process; positive regulation of transcription by RNA polymerase II. The transcript is spliced from 21 exons. NCBI's taxonomy places the organism in Eukaryota, Metazoa, Chordata, Actinopteri, Labriformes, Labridae. The record is from RefSeq and is a predicted model, not a curated record.